Molecule: messenger RNA, 1733 nt
Organism: Betta splendens (Siamese fighting fish)
Lineage: Eukaryota; Metazoa; Chordata; Actinopteri; Anabantiformes; Osphronemidae
Gene: dbx1a
Product: developing brain homeobox 1a
Exons: 5
Coding region: 385-1362 (325 amino acids)
Biological process (GO): cell differentiation in spinal cord; regulation of transcription by RNA polymerase II
Molecular function (GO): DNA-binding transcription factor activity, RNA polymerase II-specific; DNA binding
Source: RefSeq, a predicted model, not a curated record
UGGACGAGGAGGAGGCUGUUGUGUCACUGAAGUUCUCAAUGUUCCUGUGCUGCUCUGGCCUUUAAUUCCUCACAGUCAGUGGACUUUUCGUCACGGCUGAAAAGUCUGUCCCGUCCACACGCGAUCCUCAGUCUAAUGCAAUCAUAAAUUGCGGCCUCUGGCCAAUCAGCGUGCCUGGAGAUGCGGCAUGAAAGCGACCCAUGUGGAGAACUUUGUUGAGCCCCAUUGUUGAGGCUGUCAGCCCUGAGAGGAGGGCCGGGGGGGCGGCUGCUAUAUAGCUGCUCUGCCCGGAGUGAGGAAACCAGAGGACUUAGCAGCUAUUCCUACCACUGAUUGUCCCCGAGCUGACACGAGGAGUACUUCAGAUUUCUCACACUGAUUUUUAUGGCCGGGACCAUGAUGAUCCCAAGCGUCCUCGCGCCUCCUGCCCUCUACCCGGGGCUGUACCGACCCGCUGCGGCUCUGCCGCUCCAACAGACGCUCCCGUCGGCUUUCCCGACGCACUCCAGCUUCCUAGUGGAGGACCUGCUGCGGAUAAGCCGCCCUGCCGCCUUCAUAAGCCGGACUGUCCCAUCAGCGAGCGCCUCCCUCCCCAACGCCUCCACGACCCUCUCUUUCAGCGGCGCGCACACGGAGCGCGCAGUGCCCGCGACCGCGGUGACGCGCGAGUCGUGCUCGCCAAAAACCUCGAUGCAGAAUAGCAAGGACCCGACAUUUCUCAAGUUUGGAGUCAACGCCAUCCUCGCACCUUCACCAAAGACCGCGUCAUCGCACCCCGCAGUCCACAGCCUGCACUCCAAAACCUUCCCCGUCCCCUGCUUUGACGCAGCCUUUCACCCCAUAUUCAGGACGCCUUAUUUACCAGCAUCUUCAUCUGUCGUUCCGAUCCCCGGGACCUUCUCGUGGCCGCUCGCCGCCAGAGGGAAACCCCGCAGAGGCAUGUUGCGGAGGGCGGUGUUCUCCGAUGUUCAGCGCAAGGCCUUGGAGAAAAUGUUCCAGAAGCAGAAAUACAUCAGCAAACCCGACAGGAAGAAACUGGCCUCCAAACUUGGCCUGAAAGACUCACAGGUGAAAAUCUGGUUCCAGAACCGUCGCAUGAAGUGGAGGAACUCCAAGGAGCGGGAGCUGCUGUCUUCCGGCGGCUGCCGCGAGCAGACGCUGCCCACCAAAGCGAACCCGCACCCGGACCUCAGCGACGUGGGCAAGAAGUCCUCAGCGGAGGACGAAGAUGAGGAGGAGGAGGAGGAGGAGUUCAGAGGGGAGCGAAGGAGCGCGGCGGGCUCCACGAUCUCCUCUCCCUCUCUCUCCAGUAAGCACUCGGACUUCUCAGAGUCAGACGAAGAAGAAAUAACAGUAUCUUAAUUUAUUUUGAAGAGCAAAUAUAGAAAUAUAAUUGUAAGGCCCCACAAACUUCAUUGUUAACAGAUACUCAGACUUGUUGCAUGCUGACUGUACAGGAUCAGGAUCCGGAGACACAAUUUGCUGUUUUGCACAGCUUUGUUCAAUUGUACAGUAUUUUGUACAAUUUUGUAUGGAAUUUUAUGCCAAGAAUAUCGAGUUACUUUUGCCCUGAGCUUAAAUAGAGUUGUUUAUUAAAAUGUAGCUAUUCCGUUAAUAAUUUAUAUGAAUUUGUUUAUGUGCUGUAUAUAUGUUUAUUUCACACUUUUUGUAUAAAUACCAAAUAAACGUGUAAACAAUUAUAGGCAAAACCUUUGUUACUGUUGUUGUUUUUA